UAUUUAAGUAUAUAAUAGUAUAAAUUAUUAGAUUAUUAUAUUAUGUCGCAGAAUUAAAAACGGAUAUAUUAGAAAUUAGUUAAAUACUAAUCCCCGUCCUCGCAUAUCGCAAACGUUUGCCUAGGCUUUUGACAUUAUAUUGACAUUUGACAUAACAUUGACACGCCUGGCCUGACAGUAAAAAAAAGUUCUAGUUCUAAGUUCUAAUGGCAAAAUGGCGUUGAUUUAUAGGGGAUAAGUUUGUGUUUUUAUGAAUUUUUUCCAGAGUAAAUAUUAAAUAUAAGUGCCAGUUUAAUACAUGUGGAUGCUUUUGAUCUUAAACAUAUAGGUAGCUCUUUUUGGCGAUAACAUGUCUAAUGAAGAGAUAGUUAAUACUGUUUUAGAAGGUAUAGCUAAAGUAAAAGACUACAUUGAUUAUAUUGAUAAAGAAAUAUGUUUAAAUAAAAAUUCAUCCGAUGAGGAAACAAAGGAAGUCAUAGAGAAACUAUUUAGUCUUUCAAAAGCAACUAAAGACAAAUUUGACGAUUAUUACAAAAAUAAACAAAAAGAGAGUGAAGAAUCCCAGACUGAUAAAUCAGUGCCUAACAAUGUUGCGAAUGGAUUAGAUUCGAGUGUUGAAUCGGAGUAUUGGACUGAGAAAACUAUUUUACUAGAUGAUAGCCACAAUGCAGAUGACCAAAAUGCAUCUAAUGGAAUUUCCACCAACGAUACACCAGAGCCCGUGGAUAAUUUGGACGGUGAAACUACAACUACAGACGAACCAAUGGCUAAAACGAGGCGCAAAAAUAAAAAGAACCCACAAGACAGUGAGGUUGACAAAAGUGAUAAUACUACAAAUGAUAAACUAAUUGAUACUUCACAAGAGGAAACAGCAGUAGAGGAAACAACUGUGGAAAAGGAUAACAAGGAUAAAGAAGAUCCUCCAACACCUCCAGAAGAAACAGAAACCGAAGAGGCCACAGUGGAAAAAGAUUCUCUGACAACUCAAGAGGAAAUAGCAGCUGAAGAGACAACAGUGGAAAAUGAUAACAAAAAUAAAGAAGAUCCUCUGCCAACUCCAGAAGAAACAGCAAUAGAAGCGGCAACAGUGGAAAAAGAUAAAAACAGAGACGAUUCUCUGUCAACUCAAGAGGAAAUAGCAGCAGAAGAGACAACAGUGGAAAAAGAUAACAAAAAUAAAGAAGAUUCUCUGACAACUCAAGAAAAAACAGCAGUACAAGAGACAACUAUGAAAAAAGAUAAGAAAGGUAAGAAAAACAAAAAUAACGAAGAUCCUCUUACAAGUGAUGCUGCUGAAAAUACUCCAGAAAUAACAGCAGUGGAAGAGACAACUAUAGAAAAAGAUAAGAAAAACAAAAAUAAGGAAGGUCCGCUUACAAGCGAUGUUGCUGAGGAGACUCGAGAAACAACAGCAGUGGAAGAGAAAACUAUGAAAAAAGAUAAGAAAGAUUCUCUUACAAGUGGUGCUGCUGAAAAGGUUCAAGAAAAAACAGCAGUACAAGAGACAACUAUAGAAAAAGAUAAGAAAAACAAAAAUAAGGAAGAUCCUCUUACAAGUGAUGCUGCUGAAAAGACUCAAGAAACAACAGCAGUGGAAGAGACAACUAUGAAAAAAGAUAAGAAAAAGAAAAAUAAGGAAGAUCCGCUUACAAGUGAUGCUGCUGAAAAGACUCAAGAAACAACAGCAGUGGAAGAGACAACUAUGGAAAAAGAUAAGAAAAAGAAAAAUAAGGAAGAUCCGCUUACAAGUGAUGCUGCUGAAAAGGAAGAUAGAACUGAAAAAGAUAAUGUGGAUGCUGCUGAUGCGGAAGUUAAGACAGAACCUCCAAGAAUUCGAUUGGUAGAUUUAAAUAAACUGAUUGAUCCCAACAUACGAAAAAAGGUGACAUUUGACAGUUCUAUUAUAGUCCUAAGUAGUUCUGAUGAGGAAAAUAGUGUUCCACAAGUUACAAAUACCAAAAACACUAGAAGUAAUUCUAAAAAAUCAAGUGAAAAUGUCGAUAAUAAAUCAAAAUCCAACUCUACUAAACGUAAAGAUAAGAACAGCACAGUUUCUGUGGAUGCUGACAAUGAAGCAGAAAUUAAAAUCUCAGAUUCUGAAUCAGACAGUACUAGUAGAAAAUCAAAGAGACUAAAAUCCGUGCAAAAUAACAAAGUUUUAAUGAGAGAGAGUCUUAAAGCUAAAUUCAAGAGACCAUCAAAGACAACGAACAAAAAAUCUGCAGCCGAUAAGUCAGACGGUUCUUCUAGUGAUUCUGACCAUGAAAAAUCAAAAACGUCUAAAAGAUCUGGUGUACAACCGAGACGCAAAUCUAAUGAUGUGAAGCUGAACAGCAAAGUGUAUGUUCCAUUACCUUUAUAUGGAUGUGACAAGAUGAAGGAGGUCUUUAACAAAAACCAAGAGAGCUUUGCAGUAUUAAGUGUUGAAAAGUUAAAGUUGUUGAGAAAAUCGAAGAGAGGCCGUAAAUCCCCGGGCGACUCCUCAAGCGAUACUGAGAAAUCCAGAAAGAAAAAAUCGAAAACCACUGUAAUAUCAGACGAUUCUGAUAAUGAAGGCGACUCUUCAAAAACGACCAGAAGUAAAAAAACAACCAAAGACGUGGAUGCCGAUUUAAAUGAUGAUACAUCGAAUAGUAAGAAAUCUGGGAAAAGGGUUAAGAACGAUAAAGAUUCUGAAGAGGAAAAUCCGUCGAACAAGGACAUAAAAACAAAGGACAAAGAUGUGGAAUCUGGCGAAGAUAAAUCUUCGAAGAAAAGUGUUAAAACAAAGGAAGACGACAGCGAAAAUAAUGAAAAUGUAGUAAUCAGUGAUUCCGAGGAAGAAGUAAGUACAAAGAAAAAUAAGAAAAGUCAACCUGAAGACGACAAAACUACGAAGAAAGGAAGUAAAAACAAAAAAGCAAAAGAUGCGGAGGAAUCUAAAAAGAAAACAAAAACGAAAAAAGGAUCAAACAAUAAUUCAGAUGCAGAGUCUGUUGACGGAGAUAAGAAAUCCCAGUCAGAUGCAGACUCAGAUUCACCUUCAACCAGUUCUAAAAAUGGCAACAAAAAGAAGAAAACUAAAAACUCAGAUUCAUCUAAAGAAUCAGAAGAUGAAGAUAAAGUUAAAGACAAAAACGACAAAUCAAACAAGACCGAUGAUGAAGACGAUAGCUCGAAAAAGAUAUCUACAAUUUCUAGCGAUGAUUCCGAUGCAGAUACCAGUGUACAGAAAGUGACAAUUAAUUCAUCCGAUAGCGAGACUGAAGAUAAAAAAAAGAAAACGAUAACGUUAGAUAGCUCUGAUUCUGACGACGAUUUUGCUACAAGGAAGAAAGAAAAGAAAAAGGAACUAAGCAAAAAGAAGAAGGUGAAAAUCGUCCUUUCCGAUUCAGACGAAUCGGAUACCGAGAAAAAAGCAAAGCGCGAGGCCAGCGAUUCUGAAGAAUCGGAUAAAUCAGAUAAAUCAGAUAAAUCAGAGAGCAGUAGCAAGAGUAAAAAAGCUUCAGAUGAGGAAACCGUAACGAAAUCGGCUGCCAGAAAGCGAAUCAGGAACGCUCGCAACAGCAGUAGUGAUAGCGAUGAAGAAGUAUCUACUAGGAGGAAAAUUCGCCAGGUUUUAACCAAGGCCUCGUUAUCGGCGACGACAAAACAGGCCGAAGCAGACGAGAGAGAUAGAAAGGCUCGUAUAGCCGAGAAACAGAAAAAGUACAAUCGCAUCUUCGAGGAGAAAAAAGAUGCUACGGUCGAGGAAGUCGUCCUGGAUUACGACCCGAAGACGAAGGAGCCCGUACUGGAAGUCCACAAGAAGAUCGUGAAAAACUUGAAACCUCAUCAAGUCUCCGGCAUCCAGUUCAUGUACGACGCUUGUUUCGAAUCGCUCGAAAGAAUAAAGAACUCGACUGGUUCGGGUUGUAUAUUGGCUCAUUGUAUGGGCUUGGGAAAAACCUUGCAGGUUAUAUCACUGACACAUACGCUUCUAAACCACAGCAAAAAGACGAAGGUCGAUAAGGUUAUGGUGGUAGCUCCCAUCAAUACCGUCCUAAACUGGAAGGCCGAAUACAAAAAGUGGAUGCCUAGUAAUUCGGCAGUCGAAGUGUACGAAUUGGCAACGUCGAAAAAGAACUACGAAAGAGCGUACACCAUAGAAACGUGGCAUCAAGACGGAGGUGUUCUAAUUAUCGGAUACAAUCUCUUCAGACUGUUGAGUAAUCCUGCCAACAAAAAACUCAGUAAGAAGAUGAGGGAGAAGUUUCAAGAGGGACUUGUAGAUCCAGGUCCCGAUCUAGUCAUCUGCGACGAGGGUCACUUACUCAAAAACGAAAAAACUAACUUGAGCAUCGCCAUGAACAGAAUCAAAACGUCCAAGAGGAUAGUCCUGACCGGCACUCCGUUGCAGAACAACUUGAAGGAGUAUUGGUGCAUGGUGCAAUUCAUUAAACCGAAUCUGUUGGGUACCUACAAGGAGUAUAUGAAUCGGUUCGUCAAUCCAAUCACCAACGGCCAGUAUACGGAUUCCACCUACCAUGACAUUCAACUUAUGAGGAAAAGAUCUCACGUGCUUCACAAACUCCUGGACGGCGUCGUCCAGCGUCGAGAUUAUUCCGUUCUAGAGCCGUAUUUACCGCCAAAACACGAAUACGUCAUCUUCCUGAAGCUAUCCGAUGUCCAGGUUAAAAUAUACAAAACUUACAUGGAAAAAUACGCGCGCAAGAACGAAGGAUCGAACCGAACGUCAUUUUUAUUCAACGAUUUUCAACAAUUGCAGAGGAUAUGCACGCAUCCGAGGGUUCUCUUGGAUAAGUCCAUCGAGAAGAAAGAGAAAUUGACGGACGAUGAAGAGUCUGAAGGUUCUUUGAAAGACUUCAUCGACGACGGAGACCAGAGUUCCAGUGCGAAAAGUACUUCAUCUGGUUCAGAAUCCGGUAAUGAGAGUGACGGAUCGGGAAGUGGGAAUGAAAAGAAGAGACCUACCAGGACGAGACUGACUAGAGCCAGAGCAGCACAAAAGAAAGAAAAUGGCGAAGAAGACAGCGAACCAGAAGUGAUAGAAGAAAAGAAAGAGUGGUUCCAGGAGUUCUGUGACGGAGAGGAAAUGGACAAUAUUAAAAAUAGCGGUAAACUGACGCUGCUUUUCGAAAUUCUGAAAGAGUGCGAGGAAAUCGGUGAUAAAGUGUUAGUGUUUUCUCAAUCUUUGUACGCGUUGAACUGUAUAGAAUAUUUCCUCGCUAAGGUCGACGAAGCUACGGAACAAAACGAGACGGAAAAAGUAGGAGGAUAUAAAGGUAGCUGGUCCUUAGGAUUAGACUAUUUUAGGUUAGAUGGAUCUUCCAGUUGUGAUAACAGGGCGUACUGGUGCGAAUCAUUCAACAAUCCCGAAAACACCAGGGCUCGUCUCUUUCUAAUCUCCACCAAAGCUGGCGGGCUCGGUAUUAACUUGGUGUCAGCUAAUCGGGUAAUAAUAUUCGACGUUUCAUGGAAUCCAUCCCACGAUGUGCAAAGUAUAUAUAGAGUGUAUAGAUUUGGACAGAUUAAACCCUCCUACAUUUAUCGGUUUGUAACAUACGGCGCCAUGGAAAUGAAGAUCUACGAAAGACAAGUGACAAAACAAGCCAUCUCGAAGAGAGUCAUCGACGAACAACAGAUCGACAGGCAUUACAACCAGAAUGACUUGCAAGAAUUGUACAACGGUGAUUUGGAACCGACCGAUAGACCACUACCUAUGGUACCAAAGGAUGUCUUACUGGGUGAGAUGCUACAGAAAUACGAAAACAUCAUAUUCAAGUAUCACUUGCAUCAAUCGCUUCUCGAGAACAAAGAGGCCGAAGGUCUUAAUGAGGAGGAGAGAAAAGCCGCCUGGGAGGAAUUCGAAAACGAGAAAGUGCUCAGAAAAACUUCAGCUACAACCUACCUUGGACAAGCUAUACCAGGUGUCGCCGGCAUCCAAGGAAUGAGUGCGCAAGCUAUCAAUUCAGCGUUGAUGAACAUUGUUCGAAGGGACAACCCCACAUGGUCGGAGCACCAGAUUAAAGGUAUCAUUCCUGCUCUUGUCAAGCAGCUACAAGUUCAAAUCGAAGAACAGGAUAUGUCGAUGUACCAGCGUGUUGUUCAAGAAAUCAACUUGAUGCAACAAGCUAGAUUGAAAGAAUCUAUGUACCAACAACAAAUGAUGAAGCUGUAUCAACAGCAGUAUCUUUUCCAGAAGCAACAACAAGCAGUAUUAGGAAACAUGAAGCUUAACCCGCAACAACUUCAAAGUCUCUACGGCGCCCCUAUGAACCCAAUGAAUCAAAUGAACUACUUUGCGGGCAACAACCAAUACCAACAAACAAUAAACAUACCCAGCACUUCUUCGAACCAAAGGAGGCGUCCACAAGAUGUUAUAGAGUUGAAUGACUGACACGUGGAGUAAUUUAAAUGUGAUAUAAAUUAGAUGGAUUUUUCUAAAGGUUUCUUAUGGAAACCACCGGAAAUUAUGAUCUAUACUUCUUUAUGAUCUUUUAUGUGAACAAAGUUAACAGUAAAUGAUCUGUAUGACCGUAACAAACAUUUAUUAAACCAUUAAUUUGCUUAAACUAUAUUUUUCCCAUCGGAACGCAAUAUUUUAUCUCUCAAGACACGCAAAAACAACAUUUUAAAAUUGCAAAAGUUGCGUCAUUCAUUAGAAACAUGGUUACUUGUAAACUUAUUUCCAUUGAGCCCAAAUUUUGACAGAUGACAUUUGAAUGUUAGCACGUCCGAAAUCAUAGUAGCUUCAGUGGUGCCAUCUAUAUGUUAAGCCCGGGACUUACCUAGUAAUAUGGUACAUACAACUGAACUUUUAAUAAUUUCAUCACCACUACUUAUUGCUCUAUGUAAUAGUCUUAAUUUUUUAAUAAAUAAUUUUAUACAUUUUUUGUAAGCAGUUUUGUAAGCAACAAGAAAGCGGUAUUAAUAAGUUACGUUUGUAUUGAUGCGCAAACAAAAUGUUUAAACCUGUUGAACAGUUUUAAAUAUCAUAUAAUGAUAGGAAAAAGGUAAUUAGGGGCCAGUGGGGCUAAAAUGCACAAUUUUUUUAUUAAACUGUGUUAUAAUACAAACUAUUAAUAAUUGUUUCACUUAUUUCACCCGAUUUACAAUUAUUGAGUUCGUGAUAUUCUGUAGAAAACUUAGCCUUUUUUCGCCUAGAUUGGCCUAUUUUUGGGUUUAAUGUCUCCAUUGUUCUUAUGAGAGUGUAUUUAGUGAAGUCAGUAAAAAAUAUCACUUUACUUAAAUUAAAGAAGUUAAUUUAAUUAAUUUACUAGUAUUGAUUUUUAAGCUACAUUAUUUACAGUGAUAAGUGCGCUAAUAAUUGGAAAAAUAAACAAGAUGGAAACAUAAUACGUUGUGAAAUAAAAAGAGACGAAACUAAUGGAUGGACUAUGGGAUCCGGCGAAGCCUACAAAGUAACAUAAUGAAUAUUUAAAAGUUUCCAUGAGUAACCGUAACAGGUCAGAUUUUCCGUACCAGACCAAACAAAACAUUACUGAUUCCUCCCAAACAAAACAUUAGGUUAUGUCUAAAUCUGUGACGAACUGAGUGGUUGUCAGUCCAAGCAUUUAAAGAAGCAUGCGCGUUCACAUGCAUCUGCGCGAUAAAACUUCGAAAUCAUUGGUAUCUUUUUAUUCAAUCAUCAAAAAAAACUGAUAAGUAAAUGGACAAGAAAUGAUUUUAAAAUGGAAGCUUUACAUAAAAACUACAUGAAAUUCUCCUGUUCCUCGCGAACUAGAUCCCAAAGUUACGAUAUAAAUUAUGAAUUUAGGCUGUUUUCAAUAAGAAAUAAUAAUCGAAGGCUUACCUAGAAUCUGUGUGCAGCUUACGGUUGUUAAUAAUUGGUCGCCAUCGCCAUUACGGUGUGGUUUUAACACUUAAAUUGGUAUAUCUUUGGUUACUGUUGAUUUAAACGUUGGAUUUUUGGAUAAAUAGUAUUUAUGAUGCUUUUAUUCCAUUUAAAUAGCGUAUAUUUGAUGGAUUCUAGAUCUUCGCCGCUUAAAAAAAGAGAAAUUUUGCUGCACACACUAUACGCACUUCAUGAGUUUCUGACCAGAACUGCCGGUAUUUCGCUCGAUAUCGGAAAUCGAACGCGGCACGCAAGCCCUCUGAUGAUAAAAAUACUUUCUAAUUUUAUCACUGGCGGCACGAAAAGAAAUUUCUGGAGGGAUAGUACUUGUUAAUUUUAUUUAUUAAUUUUAAUUGAAUUAAUCGAAAAUCAGUGUAAUUAAUUUUAAAUGGUCCGUAGCAUAAAAAUGCUACAGCAUCUCACGUAAAAUAGUUGACGACAGGAAAUUAUCAAAAAUAAUUAUCGCUGUAAUUUUUAUUUCUGUAGCUUUCUAUUGGCCAGAAUCUCUAUGAAUGAAAUAAUCAAUGGAAACGUUAAAUUUACGUUAUAGUAAGAGUUUCCCACCUUUAGACGUAUCGGAGGAGUUUGACAGCUACCACUGUCACAGGAGAAUUUUAUAAAAUUUGACUCCGAUACGGCUAAAGGUGGGAACUAUCAAUAUAAUGUAAAUUUAUAGGUUUAUAUUGAUAAUUUCCCACCUCUUCGCAUCUCCUUCUAUUUCAUGACGUAUUAUGUUUUCCGUAUUUUCCGUUAUUUUGCCGGUUAUUAGCGCAUUCAUCGCUGUAUAUUAAAAUAACGAAGUCGAAACAAAAUUGAUUAAGAACUGUUGGCAUCUAUAAGAAGAAAUACACCUUUAGAAAAAUUCAUCAAUUUUAUCUGUAUAUAAUAUAGUUUUUAAUGUAAACUUCCGUUUUUUGUACGAUUUGAUCUGGACCCUUUUAUUAGAAUUUACGUUUAUGGGUAACCCAUCCUGCAAUUUAUGUUUGUAAAUAUAUUUUUACUUGAUAUAUGUUUCUAAAUUACAUUAAAUAUUUAUUGCCUA
Messenger RNA from Diabrotica virgifera virgifera (western corn rootworm), 8879 nucleotides. Its product is annotated as transcriptional regulator ATRX homolog. The transcript is spliced from 20 exons. Lineage: Eukaryota; Metazoa; Arthropoda; Insecta; Coleoptera; Chrysomelidae. Bases 350 to 6379 code for a protein of 2009 amino acids. The record is from RefSeq and is a predicted model, not a curated record. Gene Ontology annotation, molecular function: ATP binding; ATP hydrolysis activity; ATP-dependent chromatin remodeler activity. Gene Ontology annotation, cellular component: nucleus.